AUGGUGCGAAAGCUGUUUAGAUGGAUUAGCAAGGCGGGUGACGUGGCUAAAAAUCGUUUGAAGCGGCAGGAAGAGCAAGAAAAUGAACCUGCAGUUACUUCAAGUCGUAGGUAUAGGUUUGACUAUCACCCUGCGCAAAAGAAGAAACACCAAAGUCUUCCCAUAUCGCCAAGGAAGUCCCAGGUGGUAGAUUCCCAAGCAAGAACAUUUACCGUAGAUAAACGGCGGUACGCUGUGGUUGACCCAUUCAACUUUGGUCAUCACAGAAGUCAGUCCGCGGAUAGCACUCGUAACCUUGCGACAAUUUUGAGCGGUGAUUUCCAUUCUCAAAUAGAAGCUGAAGCCUUUCUAAAAAACCCCAGGUCGAUCGACGACAGCAGCCAUCAGAAGAUGAGAUUAGAGGACUUGGCCGAAGAAGUUGAGGAAGAGACUCCGGCAACAAUUCUGGUGGCGAAGAAAGAGAAAUUGACAAGGCACAGUCAACUCAGCAUCCAUUCUGUUCGUCACAUAACCAGGAAGUCGAUGCCAAACAGGUAUAACAAAUUACAUGACAAGACGACCGAUCGACCGAUGAACUUUCACAUUGCGCAAAUUAAAUAUUCCGAGAAUACGCUAAAACGGUCAUUAUCGAGUUCGGAAAUUGACCACAUGAAAGAAAUUUCCCUUGAAAUUACAUCCGAUGAAUUGUUGGCCGAGUUCAAGGAUAUGACCACUGUAAGCAAGUUCUACGAAUCAGAUUCGACCAUCUGCCCACUAUGCAAAAGAAAGAUGGCGAUUGUUGGCCACCACGCUCAUUGGUGUCAAUCCUGUGAGUCCAAAAGGUUCGAAGAAAAGUUUGGCACGUGGACGAGCGGAAAUGAUGACAUCGAUUGUUUCAUACUGGAAACUCAGCUUGACGCCAAAAGUUGCUUUGACUAUCUGGAAUGGAUACCUUAUGAUAGGCUUCGUGACGUUCGAUACGUUGGAUCAGGACGUUUCGGCAGCGUCUACCGUUCCAUUUGGAUUGAUGGUCCACGUGACAAGUGGGAUAAAGGUAUAAAUCAAUAUAUGAGGGAAGGAAUGUAUCCAGUCGCAUUAAAAUCUUUAGAUAAUUCACAAAAUAUUUCUCAAGAGUUCCUCGAAGGGCUGCGAGAUUUUUUACGCAGCGAGAAUAAUGGUGGAACUCACAUAAUACGAUUUCUGGGAAUCUCACGAGACCCAGAUACGAAAAAUUACAUGUGGGUUUUACAGUAUGCGCGUGAUGGCGAUCUCACAAGAUAUUUGACAAGGAAUCCUCUCAGCAUAACGUGGCAGAGGAGGUUGGAAAUUCUUUACGGUGUUUCCAUCGGUCUUGCCAGUAUACAUAAGAAGGAUUUAAUGCACCAAAAUUUACAUAGCGGCAAUGUUCUCAUAGACUCGCAUGUGGCAUCGAUUGGUGACCUUGGAAUGUAUGGGAGGUCAAAUUCUCUCGGUAAUAAAUCAUGUAAAGCCUUACCUUUCGUAGCCCCCGAAAUAUCACAGAACAAACCGUACACAAAGUCUGCAGAUAUUUACAGUUUUGGGUGUAUAAUGUGGGAAUUGGCAACGAACAAAGAACCUUUCGCCGGACAAUCACACAAUUCAUAUUUUGCUGUACUAGAGAUAGGCCAAGGUUUGCGACCAGAGAUAACCGAGAAUAUACCGGAUUGUUAUGCACGUCUGAUGCAAAGAUGUUUGGAGGGUGAUCCGUUGAAACGGCCAUCUGCCGACGAGCUUCAGGAGACCAUAGGAAUAUGGUUCGUAGAGCUUUGUGAUGCCAUUUCAACUGAAUCGUCGGCAGAAUUUCAAAGGGCCGAGGAAAGACGUAAAAUUCUAGUAAAAAUAGAGAAACAGAAAGGACAAUGUAUAGCUAACCAAAAUCAUCCCAGAGCUUUGUUAUAUACGAAUAGACUUGUAAAAUCAGACUUUUUUCCCCCUGAAACCCAUAAUCCGGCCGUAAUUAAACAUAUGGCCUCCGAAACUGAAUUGUAUAAUCUCAAAGCCGCUACCAUGCAAGCUGAUAACACGAGCGAAGCGGCCGAAAUAUAUGAUUUGAUCCAGUAUUGGUGA
Acaulospora morrowiae is the source of this 2067-nucleotide messenger RNA. Lineage: Eukaryota; Fungi; Glomeromycota; Glomeromycetes; Diversisporales; Acaulosporaceae. The record is from the annotation of a GenBank genome assembly.